Molecule: messenger RNA, 1215 nt
Organism: Kluyveromyces marxianus DMKU3-1042
Lineage: Eukaryota; Fungi; Ascomycota; Saccharomycetes; Saccharomycetales; Saccharomycetaceae
Gene: YLF2
Product: Ylf2p
Exons: 1
Coding region: 1-1215 (404 amino acids)
Cellular component (GO): cytoplasm
Molecular function (GO): ATP binding; ATP hydrolysis activity; GTP binding
Source: RefSeq, a predicted model, not a curated record
AUGAUGUUAAAACGUUUCUAUGCAUCAUUAGGACGCCCGUCAAAUAAUUUAACCUCAGGUAUUGUGGGAUUAGCCAACGUUGGAAAGUCUACCUUUUUUCAGGCCAUCACUAAAUCGAAACUCGGUAAUCCAGCCAAUUACCCCUUUGCUACUAUUGAACCGGAGGAAUCGAAGGUUAUAGUACCUAGUUCUAAGUUAGAUCACUUAUACAGAUUGUAUGAAAGUCAGAAGAAAAUUCCUUCCACUUUGACUGUUUUUGAUAUCGCAGGAUUAACCAGAGGAGCUUCCAGUGGUGAAGGUUUAGGAAAUAAGUUUUUGAAUGAUAUCCGUCACGUUGAUGGUAUCUUCCAGGUAGUACGAGGUUUCGAGAAUGAUGAAAUUACACAUAUUGAGGGAAAUGUGGAUCCAGUUAGAGAUUUAUCAUUGGUUCAAGACGAAUUGGUAUUGAAAGAUCUAGAGUGGUUAGAAGGUGCAAGAGAAAGAAUAAAUAAAAAGAUCAAUAGAGCUCCCAAAAACUCUACUGAGUUUCUAAGCAUGAGCACCGAAUUAAAGCUCUUAGAUGAAGUGGAAGCCCAUAUGUACGAGGGUAAGAAACUAUCACAUUGGAAAAAAGAUUGGUCUGAAGAAGAAAUCAACAUAUUGAACAAACAUAACUUCCUAACAGCCAAGCCAACACUUAUACUUCUUAAUGUGACCCCAAAGGAUUAUUUGUUACAAGAGAACAAAUUCUUGGACAAGAUUAAUAAAUGGUUAGACGAAUUUGCACCAGGGGAUCAAGUCAUGCUAUUUAGCGCCGAGCUAGAAACCAAAUAUAACGAAUUUGAUGAUGAUCUACAACAGUUUGAAAAAUACUGUAAAGAGAUCACUAAUGGCCAAGAUUUGAAGGCACCGCUAACUGCCUUACCUGCGAUCAUUGUAAAAAUGAGAGAAUUGUUACAGUUGAUCAGCUUUUACACUUGCGGACCAAUUGAGGCUCGUCAAUGGACAAUUCUUAAGGGAACUAUGGCUCCCCAAGCAGCCGGUGUCAUUCAUUCCGAUCUCGAACAAACAUUCAUCAGUGCGAACAUAAUCAAAUACGAAGAUGUUAAAGAAAUGGAGCCUCCUUUGCAAGAAUCAGCACUCAAAUCCCAGGGUAAGAUAAAGCGUGGUGGUAAACAGUAUAUUGUCGAAGAUGGCGACAUUAUCCAUUUCAAAGCCGCAAACGGCAAGAAAUAA